UCGCCAAAAUGUGUCGUCCAAGUUCUCUGAUUUUCAUCGCGCUGUGUGUAUUCUCGGUCAACUCCAAACCUUUGGAAACUCAGGAUGGACCUGUAACACCGUCCGCACCAGCAUCAGCUGUUCUGAAUGAUCCGGACGUCAUGGCAUCAUUUCUGGAGUUUUUGCAGCAGCACCUUAACGGACUAGAAACUACCUCAAAGGUUCCACCUGAGAUUCAACCAGUUACUACGCCUGUCGUCAUAUCUGAACCUCAACCAACUCCACCUGUCAUUACGUUGCCUGUACAAUUGUUGCCUGUAAACCCCGCUGAAACUCGAGUGAAUUCGUCGAUCCAGCAAUGGGGCAAUGUCAGGAUUGUCACUCCUACAAGGAUUAAUGUUGUACCUAUCCCAGACCCACUCACUUCGGAGCAACAGAGACAACAAGCCCUAAAUGCAAAGUAUCAAUUUUCUACAUACAUGGACGACAAUAUCAAAGGUUCUUUCCUAUCCAGAGCUGAAGUAAGAAGUGGACUCAAAGUUAAGGGACAGUACGAAUAUGACGAUGGAUUUGUUCACCGAACAGUUUACUAUGAAGCUGAUGAAAAUGGAUACAGGAUUGUUAGAGAGGAAACGAAACCCUCUAUUAAAACCACCCCUCUUGAUGGAACAGCAAAAGUACAGAUCCAUUUGGAUGGUACCCAAGUGGACUAUAAUAUUGCAAGAAAGGACGUUACCUCACCAACAAAAGUUAUUGUGUGAAAGGUAAAAAUUGAGGGAUUUUGACAAAAUCAGGCACAAUAAAAAA
Leptinotarsa decemlineata (Colorado potato beetle) is the source of this 786-nucleotide messenger RNA. RefSeq lists its product as uncharacterized. Lineage: Eukaryota; Metazoa; Arthropoda; Insecta; Coleoptera; Chrysomelidae. The record is from RefSeq and is a predicted model, not a curated record.